Messenger RNA from Daldinia vernicosa, 1251 nucleotides. Its product is annotated as chromosome segregation protein Spc25-domain-containing protein. The record is from RefSeq and is a predicted model, not a curated record. Lineage: Eukaryota; Fungi; Ascomycota; Sordariomycetes; Xylariales; Hypoxylaceae. Bases 275 to 1054 code for a protein of 259 amino acids. Gene Ontology annotation, biological process: chromosome segregation. The transcript has 2 exons. Gene Ontology annotation, cellular component: Ndc80 complex.
AAAUUGAUACAAGUGAUAGUUGCUACGAAAUACCUAAAAGUAACGGUAUAUUUAAGUGGGCCCCGGCCUGCCGAGUCUAGCGCCGCUCGGCAACGAACAUAAACAUUUGCGGCUUGGAUUUGUGAACUUGGAUUUGUGAAUGCGUUUGAUAGGCACCCUGCAGUUAAUCACCAACCACAAAAAUUGUCGCAACGCAAUAGAAUUAAUUAGUUUCUCAGCACUUACCAGCCGGAACAAAAACAUAUUACCGAAUUGAAAAGUCCAAUAACCGAAGAUGGCAUCUGCAUUUGAAUCGUCCUUGUCGUCAAGCCUAAGCGGCCGGCAAACGAUGUCGGCGACGGCCCCCUCCAUGGCAGACUCCCUUCCCAGCAUCAACUUUGGCUUCGACGAGCUGCGCGACCGCAUGGCCAAGUUCAGCGCGAAAUUCGACGCCUUCAUCGAGCAGGGGCGAAAGCGCGUCCUCGAAGAGCGCAAUCAGUUCCGAAUGAACGUUGCCGAAUUGCAAGAGGACCAGCGCAUGAAGAAGAAGGACAUGGAAAUCCUCCAGCACAAGACCAACACGCACCAGCAGAUGAUAUCGAAAGAAGCCGCCGAGACGCGGGAGAUGCAAGCAGCAAUCGCCUCGCUAACCGAGCAGCGGGACCGAAACAAAAGGUCGCGGGACGCGCUGCAGCAGCAGAUCGCCGAGACGCAGAAAGAAAUCGAAGCGCGGCUGGCGGCGCAGCGGGCGCACGCGCAGUACAUCGAGUCGCAGUCGCGGUUCAACGUGCCGGAGCUGGACUUCUGGAUGCAGAACCUGUGUCUGAAGAUCGAGGGGGCGGGACAGACGGACCGCCUGCGCUUCGUGUAUACGCACGUCGACGAGAAGGACUGGGACCGCGAGGCUUGGUUCGAGCUUAGCACCUCGUCUCGCGACUACGACGUCCGCCACUGCAGGCCGAAGCUCGAGCGCGAGAAGGUCGAUCGUGUGCUCGAGAGGGUUAAUGAGACGAGGGAUUUGGCGGUGCUAUUAAAGGGCAUGAGGGAGCUGUUUGUUGAGGCUAUGAAGUCUUAAGGCGAUUGCUUUUUACGUAUGAUUUUGUGGUGGCGUCUGGAGUCGGGUAUUGGUCUAGUUGCUAUGGGAUAUUGAUGUGUUUGGGUAUAUUAUGACUAGUUACCUACAUAGGCAUAAAGAGAAUGCCUUACUCCCUUUAAUUAGAAGAGAAGUAGUUUAUGAAUAAUGCCUAAUGAACGAACGUAUGCCUUUCGAAA